This is a messenger RNA of Xyrichtys novacula (pearly razorfish), 5085 nucleotides long. The record is from the annotation of a GenBank genome assembly. Lineage: Eukaryota; Metazoa; Chordata; Actinopteri; Labriformes; Labridae.
AGACUGUACGUCAUCAGCCGCGAUUCGCAAACUUCCUUUUCCCCUCCAGCUUUCAUUUCUGUUGAGUGGUUCAAACUGAUGUUUUCUGGCCAUUAUUUAUUGCAUUUAAGGAAGUAUGAACACACAACAACCCAGUGAAACAAACAGUUGUCAAGGUUUGACUCCGAGGGGAAACGACUCGAAGAAAGGAGCACUGAGGAGGUAUUUUAGUAACAUUUAGCCCAGGACGGCUAGUUCCCAGCAGCUACAGUGUACAAUGGUACUGACCUGUAAACAGCAUUUUCAGGACUCAGUAUAGUUCCCUACCAUGUGUUAUACUUUUUAUUGAUUCCCAUCAACAAUGAGUUUCACUAAAAAAAAAUGAAUAUUGUUUAGCCAAAUGAUAUCGUCCCCCUUAUUUUUAUGUGCGUUUUCCAAAUAAGAAAAAAGUCUAAGCAGACUACAAUGUACAUGUAUGAUCCCAAAUUCAAAAUGUUUGUGGUACUGUUAUAAGAUUUAAUGAACGAAAUGUGAUGGUUUGGAAAUCAUUGAAACCAUGUCUUUAACAAUAGGCAAAGACAAUAUCAAAUAUUGAACCUGAACAACUUGGAUAUGGGAGAAGCAUUUCUAAACCUUGAGGUGUUUUCCUUGUCUUUCUGCAACACUCUUCUUCACACCUCUUUGUUUUAGUGAAACAUUUCCGAUCUCUUACAAGUUUCUUUCCCUUCUCCACCAAGAACUCCAUUCUCAAAUGUCAAGAGAGUUCAUUCCAACUUCAAGUCACCUGUAAGUACUUCCUUCUUCCAUCUGCAACACUCACUUGAGUAUUAUGAUUAGUGCCUCAUGGCCUGUCCAUUCAGUUGUCAUCUUUGUCUGUUUUGCACAUCACAGCUUCAAGUAACUGAGAGUGCCAAAGUUAGUCCAGCAGAGGAGGUGGCAGAGCUGGAGAGAAGAAAAGAGCAACUGGACAAUGAGAUAGCACAGCUAGAGGCUGAGUGAGUACAGCUGUGUGUGUGUUUGACCUCAGUGGUAUGUGUUGAGUUUCAGUAUGUUGAUAACAUUGAUGAUCCAGUUAAUCAUUAGAGAUUGGGAAUCAAACCUGUUGCUAAUUUGUCUCUUUUGAAAGGGGUUUAAUGUUUUUAUUUGUGUCUGGUAAUGAGGAUUUUCUCAAAACUGCUUUUCUGCAUUAUAAGUGUGUGUGUCUGUGUGUGCUAUUUUCAGUGGAUACAGAGUAGAGGAGCUGGAGCAUCAUAUCGAUAUGCUGCAUGAAUACAAUGACAUUAAAGACAUUGCACAGUCACUACUUGGCCGCAUUGGUAAGAGAAAUACUUAUUUGGACAUUCAUAAUAUACUUUUUUGUUCUGUAUGUAAUAGCAAACAAAAAAAGCUUUAAUUUUCAGAAUAAAGUCACUUGACUAAACUGCACCAUAAUAUAUGUAAAGGAUCAUUUACAGUCAGCUGGUGGAUAUGUACAUUAGAAUCCUGAUUCCUGAAUGGGGUUAGGGUUCUUAUAUUCAUAACCCCUGGCUCACUUUGCAUUUUCUUGCUGAUUAUCCAGCUACCAUCUAAGAGUAUAAACUAGUUGACACAGAUGUUGAUUUCUAAAUGAUUUAUUUACAGCUAAAAAACAUGGUCAAAUCAGUUCACAUCAUGUAGCCCCCCUUAUAGCCACAAAUACUCAUCAGCCUCCUCAUGAGUUGACGAUUGAUUAAAUGUUGUAAUUCAUGAUCGAAUUAAAACUUUAUCCUGUUAACCUUUAGACACGGUUAGACGAGGUUAACAGGGUAAAGCUUCUGCAUGAAUAGUUAUGCUGACACUUCCUUCCUCAUUCGGCUCUUCUGCUUUUAGAGCUUUCCUGCUGACACACCUUACAACAUAAACAAAGGCAAAUGUUUCAACUCAAACCGUUGUCGCCAGAAACAUAAUGACUGAUGGUUUAAGUUACUUUGCACUGUCUGCUUUCAAUCAUGCACUCCAGAAAAUGCCUGGAGAAUUUUAGGAGUCACAGCAUCACCUGUCAGACAGAUAAAGAAAAAAAACAACAGAAUGAUCAGAACCAUGACUGGAUAAUUAGAUUAUGUAAAGGAGUAUUAAAAUGUGCCUGUACUUCUCAGACAAUGCAAAUGGAGAGGGUAGUGGUGUGAUAUGAAGUGAAUCUGCACUGAGACACACUUCUCCUAAAAUCUCAAAUAGAAGUUUCAUACUAGUGUACCAAAACAUGUCUAUUCUUUCUGAAAACAUGUUCGUAGCCUGAAAAUAUUAAUCAUUAAUACAAAUCACCCACCUCUGUUAUUGAUUCACAUUACUGCAGCAUUUUUAUAAUAAGGUUACAAAACUUAACAGAACACCAGCUACUUAACAAACAUCAACAUCCCCGUCAUUUGGAUUACAUUUGCAAACAGCUAUUCACAUGGUAGAGCACAGUUUCUUAGUGAUUGUUUAUGGGCGUGGUUUUCCUACUAGUAGACUAUAAUACAUCCUUCCUCCUCUUGUUGCCAUCUCCUUUUUUUUACCCAGGACAGACUGAGUUCAGUUACAUUUUCACCCGCAGAGACAUUUUCAACACUCUCUUAAGGGGCUAUUAGACACCAUAUACAAAAUAGUAUUGUGAGAUGAUAUUUAACACAAUGUCUUUGUUAGUGAUAUAGUGACCAAAGAAUACAAACAUCUAAAGGUUUGAUCACAUUUUUAAAAAUCAUUCAAAUGACUGAGUUGAGGUGGCCAUUAGAUUUACAUCAUGUAAGUGAAAAGUUGUAUUCAUCACUCUUUAUUUUUAUGGAUAUGCACAAUUUAAAAAUGAUAACUAACAUUGUUUUGUUUGUUUUCGAGACAUGAAUUUGAGUUGACACCAACAAGCUGAUAUGCAGCCCACAAAUCACAAGACAUUAGACCAGCUGAUCCUUUCUUGGUCUCAUGAAAAGAUUGUUUGAGAUUCCACAGCGGGCCACCAGAGGGCAGGAAAGCAGCAUUUCUUUCAAACUGCUGACUCAAAAGCCAAGACUAGACCUUUUCAACUUUGACAUUAUUUACAUAACACUGAUUAUAUUUCUUGGCGACGGACCCAAAAUGAUUUCACCCACUGUUGGAUGAAGUCUUUAAAUUUAGCUGCCAUAAAAUCAGGCCCCUCUCUUAUUUGGAGUCAGCUCGGUUAUAAAUAAAAGCAGCUGUUAGACGUUCCUUGGUUGUCUGCGGUGGCUAAUAUUUAUCAGCAUUUUUUUCACACACUAUACGAUGCCCAAAAUGUUGAUGUUAUUUGCACAACCUCUCUUUCUGGUCAUGAAUGUAAGAGUGUGGUGAUUUCAAGUGGCCUUGAGUAAUUUUCUGUGAAUGUACUGCAACGUCUUGAGGUUAAGUAAAUCUGGAGAAGUUCAAAUAUUUCACUCUGCCAGGGAGGCUUUAGUGAAUCACAGCCAAGUCACAUUGUGGUCUUAGAGUGUGUCACAACAAACAAGACUUUUCACCUACUUUGUCACUUGCUUGCGUGAGGUGAUAAAAAUACCUACAACAUAUAUAAAUUCCUAAAAUGCUCCAGUGUCAUUUAGAAAAGCUUUUGGGUUUGUCACUCUGAACAUUUGAGGGGGUUUAAAGCUCACUAUCUCUUGAACUCCUCCUCUCUCAGUACAGUGAACAGUCAGGAUGAUAAUGACCUCUUGGUGAAUGGAGCUGGCGUUUCCCCUCUGACACAAUAGCAGUCUUUCACAUCACUCAAACACACACUGGCACACACACAUACACAAUAUCCUGUCUGUCGUGCAGACGCAUGCAUGCAUGCACUCACACAUACACAGCUGUCAUAAACACACGUGCUGUUAUCCUCUCGCUCCUCUUAUGCCCUCAGCCUCACUCACUUUCUCUCCCACACACUUUUACAAUCAGGCUGCUCUUAAACACUAAGUUGCUGUUGUACUGUAUGCUCCCAUUUUGAGAGUGAGGAGAUGGGUGGGCAGCCUGGAGAGUGAGAGCAGACAAGAGAAGAUGCCCUGCAGUACCCUCUUGAGACAAAUGUCCCAUUGUCUCUUACCGUGUCCGUCUGUCUGUCUGCUAAGGUCACUGUCAUAUUUAUUCAAAGUGCCUGUAGACUGUAAAACUGUCUCUCGGUUAGAAUAUGUCUUGUCUAUAUAUGUCAGAAGGGAUAUUAUUGCCUUGACACAGUUUGUUAUCCAAGCACUAAUGGUUUAUACAAGUUAUUGUGAACAGAUCCUUUGUACUGUGUAUAAAAGGCGGAUAUUUCGAAGCUUUUUCCUGUUUGAAAAUUCAUUUUGACACAUUUGUCCACUGCAUUUCUUCCCAAACUAAAAUAUUGCCAAAUGUCAGAACAGAAUAAGUGCAGUUUCAAAUGCAUUAGUUUUACUGUAGCAUUUUAAACUACUAUGCUGUGUCUUUUCAUGUACAUGCCAUCUAUUUGGCACUGUGAUGUCUGUCUGUUCAGUGUUUUGGGGGGAUUGUUUGAAAUAUAGACCAGAGGGAGUUGACCCUGUAAUCUCGUAGAGGUCCCUAACCCCCUCUUUGCUAUUUCUUGCAGCUGCUCUGAGGGGGACCACCACACGAGAUCUCUACAGCCACUUUGGUCUGGAACUCGAUGACUGAAAGGGAAAACAGGGCAGGGGAAAGUGUAUGAAAAUGAAGUGGGGAGACUGGUUUUGCAGACCAAAUGGGGUGGGACAAACAGGGAUAGUCUUGAAUCUUUGUAUCUAAACCAUUUCCUUACAGCAACAGCAACAAAUUAGUCUAAGGUGACUUUUCUCUUGGCUUUUUGUUUGUCUUUGUUGUUCACGAUACACUGACUCCAGCGAUUCCAGGGAUUUGCUUUGUCCUGGUAUUCAGACUUAUUUGAAUGGAGUGGGGAAAAUGUAUGCAAAUCUGGUUAGAAAGAAAAGAGGGCAUGCUGGUGUGUAAAAUGUGUGUAUAUUGUACAAAAUAUUCUUGACAAUAGUCUUUAAUAAAUAUGUAACUCAACACAGCAGAUGAUGAGAUCCUGUGUUUAUAGUUACCUGCAAAUUCACAACGAAAACUGAAAAGUAGCUGCAGAUGAUUAAAAAAUGUAGGUUUUUAUAUUUAUUUCACUCUGGUUUCAGUAUCCAAAUAAAGAUAUUUUACGAAGUGAAA